Anopheles darlingi is the source of this 718-nucleotide messenger RNA. Its product is annotated as peptidyl-prolyl cis-trans isomerase-like 3. Gene Ontology annotation, molecular function: peptidyl-prolyl cis-trans isomerase activity. The transcript has 3 exons. The record is from RefSeq and is a predicted model, not a curated record. Gene Ontology annotation, cellular component: catalytic step 2 spliceosome. The coding region runs from base 177 to 662 and encodes 161 amino acids. Gene Ontology annotation, biological process: protein peptidyl-prolyl isomerization; protein folding. NCBI's taxonomy places the organism in Eukaryota, Metazoa, Arthropoda, Insecta, Diptera, Culicidae.
ACAAACGUGCGCGGAAAAAGGCAAAAAAGGUUGUAAAAAGUGCAGAAUUUUAACAUUUCCAGCAUUUUUCGUCCGCUAUACGAACAACCUCAUCUUUCGUCGUUGGAAAAGUAAGCAGUGAAAGGGCGAGACGCUUGGAAAACCGCGAAAAGAUCCAUAAAAGACUCAUAACAGAAAUGAGCGUGACUUUACACACGGACGUUGGAGACAUCAAGAUCGAACUGUUCUGCGACGAUUGCCCCAAAACCUGCGAAAACUUCCUGGCUUUGUGUGCCAGCAAUUACUACAACGGAAGCCUUUUCCACAGAAACAUCAAGGGAUUCAUCGUCCAAACUGGGGAUCCUACUGGAACCGGCAAGGGCGGGCUGUCGAUAUGGGGCAGAAAAUUUGAGGACGAAUUCAAGGAGAGCAUCAAACACAACGAGCGCGGCAUGGUUUCGAUGGCCAACAGCGGACCGAACACGAACGGAAGCCAGUUCUUUUUCACUUACGCUGCCCAGCCUGCGCUAGAUCUUAAGUACACUCUGUUUGGAAAAGUUAUAGACGGGUUUGAGGCUUUGGAUGAGCUGGAAAAAUUGACCGUAAAUCCCAAAACGUAUCGCCCGUUGGUGGAGAAGAAAAUCAAUAGCGUUACGAUACAUGCAAAUCCUUUAGCCGGAUAGUUUCAUUCUUAUGAUUACGAUUUAGGAUACAUAAAAUGAUUUUCGUUCAAAUCGUU